AUGUGGCUGCGGGACGGGGAUUUAAAUACUAAGUUCUUUCACGUUUCCACAAAACAACGUAGAGCGGUAAAUAGGAUAGUUGGUCUUCAUAAUGAGGCCAACGUGUGGGUUGCGGGGGAAAAAGAGGUGGAGAAGAUAGCUGUCAGCUAUUUUGAUAAGUUGUUUACAUCAGACUCCCCGGUAGAUUUCACAGGAGUUUUGGAACAUUUGUCAGAGCGGGUUACACCGUUGGAAAAUAACGUUUUGACUCGGCAGGCAACGGAAACGGAGGUGCGCGAGGCGUUAUUUAUGAUGCAUCCAGAGAAAGCCCCUGGACCAGAUGGGAUGACGACUUUAUUUUUCCAGCGUUCAUGGCAUAUAGUCAAGGAGGAGGUUCUGUGCCAGAGGCUCAAAGUGCUGCUCCCAAGGUUAAUCUCGGAAACUCAGUCGGCGUUUGUUCCGGGCCGCCUUAUUUCUGAUAAUAUCUUGAUAGCCCAAGAGAUGUUUCAUGGACUCCGGACGAAUAAGUCAUGUAAAGGAAAAUUCAUGGCUGUUAAGACGGAUAUGAGUAAGGCUUAUGAUCGGGUUGAAUGGAAAUUUAUAGAGGCGUUAAUGCGGAAAAUGGGUUUUGCCGAGCAUUGGAUCCUCUUGAUGAUGCGAUGUAUUACAUCAGUUCAGUAUAAAGUGUUACUCAAUGGACAGCCAAAAGGAAGAAUUAUUCCUCAACGGGAGCUACGUCAAGGGGACCCGUUAUCACCCUAUCUUUUUAUCCUCUGCACGGAGGUGUUAAAAGCAAAUCUCAACAAGGCCGAAGAUAUGAAGAGGAUUACUGGUUUGAAGAUGGCCCGGGCGAGUCCGGCGGUAUCUCACAUUUUAUUUGCCGAUGAUAGCCUUUUUUUCUGCAGAGCGUCUGCAGAGGAGAGUCAGGUUUUAAUCCAAAUUUUAAAAGAGUAUGAAACCACAUCAGGGCAACAAAUAAAUAUGGGGAAGUCCUCGGUUCAGUUUGGCCAUACGGUGGAUCUGGAUGUAAGACGGGAGAUACAUCAAAAUAUGGGAAUCACGACAGUCGAGGGUGUAGGAAGCUAUUUGGGAAUACCGGAUAGUCUAGGGGGAGCAAAGACAAAGAUAUUCAGUUUUCUGGUGGAAAGACAGAAUCAACGCAUAAAUGGCUGGAAUUCUAAGUGGUUAUCAAAAGGGGGAAAAAAGGUUCUUAUUAAGUCAGUAGCUUCGGCGAUGCCCACACACGUCAUGUCCUGCUUUCGUCUACCUAAGGGAAUAACUAAUAAACUAUCCGGUGCGGUAUCAAACUUUUGGUGGAGCAAUAGUGGACAAUCACGGGGAAUACAUUGGUUGGCAUGGAGCAAACUCUGUAGGCAAAAAAAGGAUGGGGAUCUGGGUUUCAGGGUAAUUGAGGAUUUUAACACGGCCUUACUGGCCAAACAGUUAUGGCGGUUAAUGGACUACCCGGAGUCGCUUUUCGCACGGGUUUUCAAGGGACGGUAUUACCGGAAUUCUACACCUUUGGAUAAUAUUCGAUCUUACUCACCUUCCUAUGGUUGGCAGAGUAUAGUUUCGGCUCGACCUCUGAACCAGCCCAUGGAGUCAGGACGGGAAGGAUGUGAUACAAGGGGUCUUCAGGCCCAGGCUCCAACUACGGUUCCCAAUAGGAGUUUGUUCUCUAAUAUGGCAUAUUUGUUCUGGGAAUUACCAAAUGAUGAUAGAAUGAGGAUGUACCCUUGGUUGAUUUGGUAUAUUUGGAAAGCUCGCAAUGAUAAGGUUCUAGGGAAUGUGGAUUGGGACCCAAAUGAUAUAAUUACAAAAGCGACAGCGGAAUCAUUGACAUGGGCUAAGGCCCAGGAAAAACAAGAAACAGAGAUCCACGAUUACAGACUCCAGUGGAAACCAUUUUAUCGGGUGACCGGUGUCAAGUGGAUGGAGCAUGGAAGGAGACAGAUUGUAGGGCUGGCCUGGGAUGGUAUCACUUCAAUCCAGAUACACAGAAUGGUGUCUAAACCAGAGGAGUGGCCGGCGUUUGCAAUACUUCUUGAGAAGGUCGACAAAUGCAAGAUGGGGUUCACCUCAUUUUCAAUUGUCCAUAUACCCAGGAUGAACAACACGAAGGCAGACAAGUUAGCACGAAGUGCUCGAGCUCUACCUACUGAUGUGUACUAUGUAAACUCUGUAUCACCAGCUUGGAUCCCCGAGUUGCUGUAG
This is a messenger RNA of Microthlaspi erraticum, 2193 nucleotides long. NCBI's taxonomy places the organism in Eukaryota, Viridiplantae, Streptophyta, Magnoliopsida, Brassicales, Brassicaceae. The record is from the annotation of a GenBank genome assembly.